AUGUCUAUACGCAAUUUGUUUCCAAUGCUCUCCAAAUAUACAGCUUGUGACAUUUCUGAUGCUCUUUUAAAACUAUCUCAUCCACACGGUGGCUUCCUCCCCGAUCUCACGAUGUUUUCACCAUCUUCCCAUACUUCAUCCCGUAUACUUGGGCCAGCAUAUACAGUAAAACUUGUACCGAGUUCAGAUGUGUCACCAAAGCUAGGUGAGCAUUUUACCGAUACUAUUCCGGAAGGAAGUGUCGUUUUUGUUUCUGCGCCUGCAGGAGGAAUUAAUGCCGUAUGGGGAGGGCUUUUGAAUACGAGAGCCAAGUUGAGAGGAGCGAAAGGAGUAGUCGUUGAUGGGAGAGUGAGAGAUCUGGAUGAAUUGAGGAGCGAAGACGUAAUGGUGAAUCAUUUUCGUCUGCCUUUGACCGUUCUGCGAUUUGUUAAUAUAUAUAAAAAGGUGUUUGCUCGCGGUUCUUCUACAUUGUCAGCCAAGCCAUUCGCACGUCCGUCCGAGAUAAACGUUCCGGUUACGUUGAAUGGGAAUUAUGAUCCACCUAUUGUUAUCAAGCCGGGAGAUGUCAUUGUUGGGGAUGUCAACGGUGUUGUGUGUGUUCCCGCUGAAUUAGUGGACCAGGUUGUUGAGUUAUGUGAGAAGCUUGCUCCGGUGGACGAGAAAGUAAAGGCGGCAUUACUUGAAGGGAUGAGUAUUACGGAAGCGUUCAAAAAAUUUAGAGGAUGA
This is a messenger RNA of Paraglomus occultum, 726 nucleotides long. The record is from the annotation of a GenBank genome assembly. Lineage: Eukaryota; Fungi; Glomeromycota; Glomeromycetes; Paraglomerales; Paraglomeraceae.